Messenger RNA from Gorilla gorilla gorilla (western lowland gorilla), 1299 nucleotides. RefSeq names its product ADP/ATP translocase 3-like. Gene Ontology annotation, biological process: mitochondrial ADP transmembrane transport; negative regulation of mitochondrial outer membrane permeabilization involved in apoptotic signaling pathway; mitochondrial ATP transmembrane transport. Gene Ontology annotation, molecular function: ATP:ADP antiporter activity. Gene Ontology annotation, cellular component: mitochondrial inner membrane. The record is from RefSeq and is a predicted model, not a curated record. The coding region runs from base 16 to 1299 and encodes 427 amino acids. NCBI's taxonomy places the organism in Eukaryota, Metazoa, Chordata, Mammalia, Primates, Hominidae. The transcript has 3 exons.
GCCCGCCAGGCCACCAUGACGGAACAAGCCAUCUCCUUCGCCAAGGACUUCCUAGCCGGAGGCAUCACCGCCGCUAUCUCCAAGACAGCCGUGGCAUCGAUCAAGCGGGUCCAGCUGCUGCUGCAGAUGCAGCAGGCCAGCAUGCCGAUGGCCGCCGCCAAGCAGUGCAAGGGCAUCGUGGACUGCAUCGUCCGCAUCCCCAAAGAUCAGGGCGUGCUGUCCUUCUGGAGGGGCAGCCUGGCCAAUGUCAUCCGCUACUCCCCCACGCAAGCCCUCAAUUUCGCCUUCAAGGAUAAGUACAAGCAGAUCUUCCUGGCGGGCGUGGACAAGCACACGCAGUUCUGCAGGUACUUUGCGGGCAACCUGGCCUCUGGCAGCACGGCCAUCGUGUAUCCCCUGGAUUUCACCAGAACCCGCCUGGCAGCCGACGUGGGAAAGUCAGGCACGGAGCGCGAGUUCCGAGGCCUGGGAGACGGCCUAGUGAAGAUCAGCAAGUCUGACGGCAUCCGGGGCCUUUACCAGGGCUUCAGCGUCUCCGUGCAGGCCAUCAUCACCUACCAGGCAGCCUACUUCAGGGUGUACGAUACGGCCAAGGGCAUGUUCCCCGACCCCAAGCACACACACAUCCUGGUGAGCUGGAUGAUCGCGCAGACCGUGACGGCCGUGGCUGGCGUGGUCUCCUACCCCUUCGACACAGUGCGGCGGCGGACGAUGAUGCAGUCCCGGCGCAAAGGAGCUGACAUCAUGUACACGGGCACCGUCGACUGUUGGAGGAAGAUCUUCAGAGACGAGCAGGGCGAGGCCUUUUUCAAGGGCGUGUGGUCCAACGCCCUCAGAGGCAUGGGGGUGGGGGCGGGCUUCGUGCUGGUCCUGUACGACGAGCUGAAGGAUGAAGACGCAAUGACUGGAAUAUACAAUGUAAAUGAUUCACACAUAGGCACCACCACCUCCAAGCUCUCCUGCUGGCUAGCCUCUCCUAGGGUCCCUUCCUGGCCACUCCUGCAGGAAUGUGUACAGACUGCAGCCCCGGUUGUCCAGCCUUGGUGCUUUCUGGGAGCCCCACCUAAGUACUUCCCGGUGGCCUGGGAACACAUCCAAUCCCCAGUGCAACUGGUACACAACCCCAAGGAGCUGGAGGAUGAAGCCACUGGUGGGUCCCAAUGCCCCAGGGCAGCAACUUGCAGUUCAGGAGUGCUGAGCAGAGAUCUGUGGCUAGAAGUUGAUCAGGGGAAGAGCCCCGACUCUCAGAACACUGAGAGGGGUGACACAGGUGGACUUAUGGGCCAGUGCACGAGCUAG